Budorcas taxicolor (takin) is the source of this 3223-nucleotide messenger RNA. RefSeq names its product DNA polymerase eta (gene POLH). Lineage: Eukaryota; Metazoa; Chordata; Mammalia; Artiodactyla; Bovidae. The transcript has 11 exons. Gene Ontology annotation, cellular component: site of double-strand break; replication fork; nucleus. Gene Ontology annotation, biological process: response to radiation; error-prone translesion synthesis. Bases 220 to 2343 code for a protein of 707 amino acids. Gene Ontology annotation, molecular function: damaged DNA binding; DNA-directed DNA polymerase activity. The record is from RefSeq and is a predicted model, not a curated record.
GCCCGACUGUGCUAGCAGCUGCCUAGGCGAGGGCCGUCUGCGACCCUCGGUUCUUUUCUCCGUUGUUCCAGGGAACAAAUCUGUCUCGAAACCGACUGAUCCGUUCCCAGAAAGGGGACAAAUAUUCAAGACCGCUUUAACGUCCUUCCAGUGGACACCUAGCCCAGUCUCGACGGCGUCCGCGGGUGGCGGUUUUGCCAAGUGCCGUCACAUUGAAAAAUGACUAAUGGAAGAGACCGGGUAGUUGCUCUAGUGGACAUGGACUGUUUUUUCGUUCAGGUGGAACAGCGGCAAAAUCCUCAUUUGAGGAAUAAACCUUGUGCAGUUGUACAGUACACAUCAUGGAAGGGUGGUGGAAUAGUUGCAGUAAGUUAUGAAGCUCGUGCAUUUGGGGUCACUAGAAACAUGUGGGCAGAUGAUGCUAAGAAGUUAUGUCCAGAUCUUCUACUGGCACAAGUUCGUGAGCUCCAUGGAAAAGCUAACCUCGCCAAGUACCGGGAAGCCAGUAUGGAAGUGAUGGAGAUAAUGUCUCGUUUUGCUGUAAUGGAACGUGGCAGCAUUGAUGAGGCUUAUUUAGACCUGACCAGUGCUGUGCAAGAGAGACUACAAAAGCUCCAAAAUCAGCGUAUCUCAGCAGACUUGUUGCCAACCACCUGCAUUGAAGGGUUUCCCCAAGGGCCUACAACAGAAGGGACUGUUGAGAAAGAGGAAAGGCGAAAACAAGGCUUAUUGCAAUGGCUUGAUUCUCUUCAGACUGAAAGCACCAGCUCUCCAGACCUACAGCUCACUAUGGGAGCAGUGAUUGUGGAAGAAAUGCGAGCAGCCAUCGAGAGGCAGACCGGUUUUCAGUGUUCUGCUGGGAUUUCACACAAUAAGGUUCUGGCAAAACUGGCCUGUGGAUUAAACAAGCCCAACCGGCAGACCCUGGUCUCACAUGGGUCAGUCCCACAGCUCUUCAACCAAGUGCCUAUUAACAAAGUCCGUAAACUUGGAGGAAAACUAGGGGCCUCUGUCAUUGAAAUCCUGGGGGUAGAAUACAUGGGAGAGCUGACCCAGUUCUCUGAAUCCCAGCUCCAGAGUCAUUUUGGGGAGAGGAAUGGAUCUUGGCUAUAUGCCAUGUGCCGGGGGAUUGAACAUGAUCCAGUUAAACCCAGGCCAAUAACCAAAACCAUUGGCUGCAGCAAGAACUUCCCAGGAAAAACAGCUCUAUCUACUCGGUUUCAGGUGCAAUGGUGGCUUUUGCAAUUAGCCCAGGAACUAGAGGAGAGACUCACCAAGGACCGAAAUGCUAACGACAGGGUGGCCACUCAGCUGGUUGUGAGCAUGCGCAUACAAGGAGACAGACGUCUCAGCAGCUUGCGACGCUGCUGUGCCCUCACCCACUAUGAUGCUCACAAGAUGAGCCAUGAUGCAUUUGCUACCAUCAGGAACUGUAACACUUCAGGAACCCAGACUGAAUGGUCCCCUCCCCUUAUAAUGCUUUUCCUCUGUGCUACCAAAUUCUGUUCCUCUACCCCUUCACCUGGCCCAGACAUCACCACCUUCUUGAGCAGUGACCCAAGUUCUCUGCCAAAAGUGCCAAUCACCAGUUCAGAAGCCAAGACCCAGGGAAGUGGCGCAGCGGUGACAACCCCUAAGAAAGCAACUACUUCUCUGGAAUCAUUCUUCCAGAAAGCCGCAGAAAAGCAGAAAGUCAAAGAAGCUUCACUUUCUUCUCCUACUGCCGCUACACAGGCCCCCAUGAGCCCACCAUCCAAGCCCUCAUUAGCUUUUCAAAGCAGUCAUACUAUAGGAACCGAGCCCUUCUUUAAGCAGAAAAGUCUGCUUCUAAAGCAGAAGCUCACUGAUCCUUCAGUUUUCUUCCCUCCACAGAAGCCCAGUCCUAAAGAGUUAACAAACUAUUUUCCAACAGAGAAUCCAGAUUGUGCCCCUGACUGUGAAAAGAUGUUGAAGCUAGGAUCCCCCAAAACAACUCCCACAGAGAUGGAUUUGGCCCAGAACAGCCUCAACAACCUUGCUCCUUUAACUUCCACAUCUGCUCUGGAGGUGGCUCAAAAGGCAACUAUGACCUCCAGUCUUCUGGCUGCUGAGGACCAAGUGCCCUGCGAGAAGUGUGGCUCUCUGGUACCUGUGUGGGACAUGCCAGAACACUCGGACUAUCAUUUUGCAUUGGAGUUACAGAACUCCUUUUUGCAGCCCCACUCCUCAAACCUGCAGGUUGUUCCUCCCAGUUCUCCUCAAAGCAAAAGAAAUCCCAAGAGCCCUCUGGCUUCAAAUAAUAAACGGCCCAGGCCUGAGGGCAUGCAGACACUGGAAUCAUUUUUUAAGCCAUUAACACACUAGUGCUGCCCUCAGGCUUGCUGCAGGGUGGUAAUAUUUUAUCUGUAACCUGGGAGGUGGGAAUAAGUUCACUUCUCAAGGAGACUUGUAACUUCACGAAAUUUUUAAUAAGAAAAAUAAUCCAGAUCUUGAGUUAAGGCUCCCAUCUCUUUACAGGCAUGGAUUCAAAUCCUAUUGCUGAAAGGAUGUAAAAACUCAUCUUUCAGAUAACUGUUUUUUCAAUUGUUAGUCUUUAGGGAAGCAGUGUCAGUUUAGAAUGCCUGGCCUUGGAGGUUCCAAACCUGGCUUUGCCUCUUGGAAAAUGUCCUCAAGAAAGUCACCUUGUCCAGGACCUUGUUACUGGCAACACAAGGGAACGUGUUAAACAUAAUCUCAGCCUUAUCCCUACCCCUGCUGAAUCUGUGUGUUAAUGAACUUGAGAAAUGAACUUGAUCUAGAAAAUAAUAACUGUCCUCUGGGCAAUGUCAUUUCCUUAGACCCUAAGUACACAUUUAAAAGGGAAGUGCUUGGGCCUUCAGGAUCACUGUCCUGUUCAGCUCUUUCCUACUGAAGUGUGAAUAUUUAUUUAGCUUGGGAUUUUAAAUGAAUUAUUGUAGCUUUUUGCACUUGUCUGUUUAUAUUACUGUAUACUUACUCUGCUUAUGUGUGUGGCUAUCGGCUGUGGCUUUUCUGAUGUGGGACAUGUUGAUUACACAGAGAAGCCAACUGAAGGUGAACUGAGUGAUGGGGGCAUAAGGCACAUGUACUCAAACCAGUACUUUCAGACUUAUUUUAGCUUAUUUAUAAGUUGGGGACCUAUAGUUUGAAGGGGGAACAUUUGAAAACCACUUUGUCUAGCAAAUUAGUUCUUCCUCCAAAAAUACUUUCCACUUUUGUGUUAAGU